Messenger RNA from Symbiodinium pilosum, 536 nucleotides. Lineage: Eukaryota; Dinophyceae; Suessiales; Symbiodiniaceae. The record is from the annotation of a GenBank genome assembly.
GUCAGUCGCGUGCUACGGGCUGUUUUUGCAGACCCUGGCAAAAGGCUGCUGCAAAUGCACGGAGUGAUUCCCAAUCUGACUUUCGGCUUGUAUUACAUCCUCUUCUUCAAGUUUGUGCUAAGCUCCGCUGUGCUUGCGCGCACGGCCCAGGCGCAUAUUGAAGCACUGACGGGCAAAGUGUGUACCAUCUUCAAGAAGGAGCAAAAGGAAUUAAAGCGGGGCCAGAAGGACCGCAUUGAUGUGAACCAGAUGAAGAUGGCCCACCUCUAUGUAGUCCGUCUUGCCACCCAAAUAUUGCCCUGCCUUCGGUCAACCAGCGGACCAACGCUCGCCCUUGCUGUGUGCCACUGGGCCUACGGGUUUUCGCACAUGUGUACUUGGCUGAUCCUGGCAGAAGAGGACAAGAUGAUCCGUGAGGCGUCCUGCGUACUCUUCGAGAUGUUUGCCAUCCAUUUACCCAUGGGCCUCUUGUGCUUGCUGCCCUUUGCCGCAGUGUCCGACUCUUGUGACCAUUUGCAGGAGCGUUUGAACACCCU